CUACGCGUGUGUGUAUCUAGGAAGUACUUUCGAGCUUAACUUUUCGCCAGCGUAGGAGACAGGAGAAGGAAACGUUAGAGGCAUUGAUAUUUUAAACACAACAGUGAAUUUCCACCGUUAUUGUCCCAUUUUAACACCGACAAAUAACUUAGUUACUUUUGCGCUCGGGAACCAUUUGGAAGUCACCUUUGUAGAUGUUUACAGGGAAGCUCAGGUGAGGACUUUUUUUCCACCUCUGACGUGUUAAGGAUUGGACGCUGUCUGCUGGAGGUGACCAGUCGUUCUGUCAACACACUGCACGGAUUUAAGAAUGGAGUGAGCCGUUGUGUUUCGAAUUGGGUGGAGGCAGAGAUUUGGAUCAGUGAGUAAUGCUGAAGGCUGCCUUCGUACAUCAGAACAAGCAUGAUGGAUGGAGCCAGGGCCUCUGACCGAAAUGGAAAGGACCGUGUCGUGCAGAUCUAUCCCAGGGUGUCCCAGGACACAGCUACCUACUGUCCCCUGCAGGUCAGCGCCAGGGAUACAGCACAGUCGGUUAUCCACAACGCCGUGGUCACUUUGGGACUAGAACCUUGCCAGAAGUACACGUUGCUGGAGGUGAGGAAGUGUCAUGAGAAAGAGCAGCCGCUGGACGACGGUGACUCACCGCUGAUGCGUGUUCUGCUGUGGCCACCAGAAGCGCAGAGGUGGCAUCCCCGGGGUCAGGGGUACCACUUCAUUCUCCAGCAGCAGGGCAUUAACAGAGAGGACACAGGAGAGAACAGUGAAGAAUAUGAUGACCUGUGUAACCUCCAGACUGUGACUGAGGAGAGCAUCCUAGAGACUUUACGCCAGCGUUUCUACAGACUUAAAAUCUACACCUACAUCAGUAACAUCCUCGUCGCCAUCAAUCCCAAUAAGUAUCUGCCUGUUUACUACAACCCCAAGUACGUGAAGAUGUAUGAUAAUCAGCCACUGGGCAAACUCAGCCCCCACAUAUUUGCAAUAGCAGACGUGGCCUUUCGUUCAAUGCUCAACCGGCAGAUUAACCAGUGUAUUGUUAUAUGUGGGGAGAGUGGCUCAGGGAAGACUGAAAGCAGCAGCUAUCUCAUCCACUGUCUCACUGCACUCAGUCAGAAGUCCUACUCCACAGGCCUGGAGAGAACCAUCCUCGGGGCAGGACCAGUGCUUGAGGCUUUUGGCAAUGCUAUGACUGCAGACAAUAACAACUCCAGCCGCUUUGGGAAGUUCAUUCAGCUCAACUAUCUGGAGAACGGCGUCAUCAGAGGGGCAACCGUAGAGAAAUACCUCCUGGAAAAGUCCCGACUGGUUUCUAGACAUAAAAGAGAAAGGAACUACCACGUCUUCUACUAUCUGCUGGCGGGAGCGUGCCAAGACGAACAGGAGGCGUUUCAUCUCUUGAAGCCACAGGAUUAUCUCUACCUCAAACAGCAGGACCUCCACGUAGAUGAUGAGGAAAAACUUAGGCAGGCAUACAAAAGGCUACAGCAAGCAAUGGAAAUGGUCGGUUUCCUGGCUUCCACCAAGAAACGCAUAUUUUCCAUCCUCUCUGCCAUUCUCCAUCUGGGCAAUGUGACAAUCACAGAGGAGGGUCAAGCCCUGGGGGUCGGACCUCCUGAUGUACUGUCGACACUUUGCGACCUGCUCAAGGUGAAAAAUGAAAUGUUAGUGAAAGCUUUGACCACGAGGAAAACAGUGACACGCAACGCAACCACUGAGUCUCAAUACACACUACAAAAGGCCACUAAAAUGCGGGACUCCAUGGCCAAGUCGUUGUACUCGGCUCUGUUCGACUGGAUCAUCCUCCACAUCAACCAUGCUAUGUUCAACCGACGAGACAUGGAGGACUCAGUCUCUUGUUUGUCCAUCGGCGUGUUGGAUAUGUUUGGAUUCGAGAACCUGCAGAUAAACAGUUUUGAGCAGCUGUGCAUCAAUUACGCUAAUGAGAAACUGCAGUUUUACAUCAAACAUCACAUUUUCAAGAAACAGCAAGAAGACUAUGUGUCAGAAGGCAUCGCUUGGCAAACUGUUGACUACAAUGAUAACAGUGACUGCAUUCAGCUGAUUAGUGGGAAAACAACCGGCGUCUUUGACCUGUUGGACAUCGAGAGCAACCUCCCUGAGGCCACAGAUGAAACUCUGCUGGACAGACUCAAUCAGCAGCAUCGGGACAACCCACUCUUUGUACCAUCUCCCAAAACAAAGCCGACUUUCACCAUCCAACACUUUGCCGGGAGUGUUGAGUAUCACAUCAAGGAUUUCAUGGACAAAAAUGUGGAGCACAUGCGUCCUGAGGUCGUAUCCCUGCUACGGAGCAGCAAGCUGACUUUCUUGCAUCACCUGGUCACUGCCAGCCCACAGGCGCUGUUCAGAUGGGGAGUCCUCAGAGCCACCAUUCACAUUCUCGCUGUAUUCAAACACAUGGGACGACAGCGGGCACAAUUACUGGCUGACAGACGGAGCUCUCGCAAAUCGCUGAAAGAGCUGAAGCAGCGGAGCAGUGCUUUGGACCGAUUAUCCAGCAACAGCCUCACUCUGGAUUUCUCCUUUGAUCGCUCUGAUGAACAUCCGCUUGACGUAUUUGAGGAUAUAUUUGCCAGUUAUGAAAGGAGAAAGAAAAGCAGAGGUGGUCGACAGAAGCAGUUAAUUCCAAAGAACUUAAUGGACCUGCGCUCACUUCAACAUAUUGUUGGUCUCACUGCACAUGAUCAAACCACCAAAUCCUUCUUCCACCCUCAACGCACAAUGAAGCUAUCGUCAGUUAGUGCUCAGUUCCAGUCCUCAUUCAGAAGGCUGAUUGAGACAAUUAAAAAAGCAGAGCCUCUCUUUAUUUGCUGUAUUCGCUCAAAUGCUGAAAUGCGGGAGCUUCACUUUGAUGAUGAUCUAGUGCAACAGCAAGUCAGACAAAUGGACAUGCUGCGGAUGGUUCAUGUCCAGAGGUCCGGCUACAGAGACAAGUACACCUUCUUGGAAUUUGUGACAAAGUUCAGGAUAUUAUUCCCAAAAGGGGCCACUGCAACUCCUGAACAAAUUAGACAAUUGUUUGAGAAGUUGGAGCUGGAUAAAAGAACCUACCAGAUUGGAAAAAACAAGGUGUUCUUUAAGGCAGAAGGAAAGCAGCUGCUCCAAGACACUCUUAACAAAGAGGUGAUGCGAUACAUCAUCACUCUGCAGCGCUGGUUUCGUGCUUGUCUGAUAAGGUCGCAGUUUUUGCGUAGAAAAGAUGCCACAGUCACCAUACAGCGAAGCUGGCGUGAGUUCUAUGAGAAGCAGAACCAAGCUGCUACAGUGAUUCAGAUGGCCUGGAGAACCUCCCUGAAGAGGUCGAGUGAGGAACAUAAGCAGGAUGAGGAGUCAUCUGCAAGCCGACAAGGAAGAGACAGCCUGACAAAAAAAGGAUUAAAAAGGCAGCACAAAGUGGAUGUGAGCCCCAACCCUCCCCAACAGUUGGACUUGGUAAACAGGCAGUCUACACCGAGGGACCGCAGCAGGGAGAAGAGAGACGGUAGAGGAUCCCCACCGCCCCUGAACAGACCCCUCUCCUUUCCCCUGGGCCCCAAAGUUGGCAGUGAGAAUCAACCGUCCGCCCCUUCAAAUGGCAGCUCACUUCAGCUCUUCAAUGAUACUGUGGGCGUGAAGGUAAAGGGUGAGAAGUGGAGAGAAAGGCACAGUGAGGGCGACCCAACAGAUGAUUCAAGUCCAGAGAGACUCCGACCAACAGUCAACAGGAAAGAUGAGUUUCACCGUAAAGGGAAGUCCAUGUCUGCAGAUGAACUCUCCAGAAUCAGUUCAUCAGGCUCUGACAGCUCACCGUCUGCCAAUGAGAUACCAGCAGAGCCUGACGGGUCAAGGUUCAGCCUUCCAGCCAGGUCAACAAAUGAGGACUCGGGGCACGAGAGCUCUAACCAAUCACACGUCACAACUCCUGAGAGAAUUUGGUUCAAAUUUUUAAGGAGACGUGGCGCUAAGAUUUCUUCAAGCAAUGACUCUCCUACAGACAAAUCAGCCACCUUACCCAGGUACAGUACUAAUGCCUAUCACGCGAACCAAAGCCUUGGCAGGGCCAGCCGAAAUCCGACCAUUCGAAUCAGUCGGGCCACACGAGCAAUCGAGUGGAAUACGUCUCUGGACCGAGAGAUCACCGACCCCAAAGAACUACGGCUUCUGGAUGAGUUCCUCGGUAAUCAGGUGAACGACUUGCAGUCAAGGGUAAAAGAGCUAUCACCCACGGAGAGCAUUUUCCUCACUGCCACCAUGCAGUUUAGGGAGACCAUCAAAGGAAUGUACUUUGUUGAGAAGCCCAGAAUCGCCUACAAAGGUCUGAUGCAGGGCUACCACAACACAGUGAACUCACUGGCAGGAGUGAAGCAGAAGGGUGAAGUCUCACUGGUCGUCAAUCUGUUCCAGUCCGUGCUGGACGGCUUCAUUAGAGGUGAAAUCAAACGGCUCGAGUCUGAACCAUUGAAGGCUACUAAAGUGACAAAGAAAAUGAGGAAAAAGGACAAAUGUCUUGAUAAUCCUCUGGAUCACCUCUUCAGUACGUAUCAGGUGAACAUCAUGCAGUCAUGUGACCUGUGUGGCUCCUACAUCUGGGGAAUGGAGAAGGCUUACAUGUGCAGUGCUUGCAAGUUAAUAUGUCACAAGAAAUGCCUGAAGAAAAUCAUCACAGAUUGUUCAACGCGAUGUGCCAGGCUGGAUGACAGCAUACCUGGCUCACUUCACUUUGGAGUGCAGGUGUGUGUCCUCACCAGCAAAGCCAACACUGUGCCCAAGGUGGUGGAGACGUUGCUAAUGCAUGUGGAGCUCCACGGCCUCUACACCGAGGGCAUUUACCGCAAGUCUGGAUCAGCCUGUCGAGCCAGGGAGCUUCACCAGAUUCUGGAGACCAAUCCCGAGCCUUCGUGUUUGGACAACUACCCCAUCCACACUAUCACAGGUCUGGUCAAGCGAUGGCUCAGGGAGCUGCCCGAUCCCCUCAUGACGUUUUCCCUCUACAACGACUUUCUGCGCGCUGCAGAGCUACCAGAGAAGUCGGAGCGAAUCAGAGCUAUCUACCAAAAGGUUGAUGAACUUCCGCCUUCUAAUUACAACACGUUAGAAAGACUCAUCUUUCAUCUUGUCAGGGUUGCAAAAGAAGAAGAGCACAAUAAAAUGUCCCCAAGAUCCCUGGCUAUUGUGUUUGCUCCCUGUAUCCUACGUUCUCCUGAUGUGGACGACCCCUUCCUCGGAAUGAAAGAUGUAGGCAAGGCUACAGUCUGUGUGGAAACGCUGAUCUCAGAACAGUUCAGGCGCUACACAGAGAAGAUGCAGAAUAUCCAGGAGUUGGAAUAUGCAGAAGCCCUGGCUGUUAAUCAGCUCAAACUGAAAAGGCAGAACACUGUUGUUGAAAAACCUUCAGAGCUGCCUGCUCCAGAGGAAAUACACACUGAUGACAUGGAAAAGACUCUCAUAGAAAGAAUCAAAUCCAUCAAGCAGGAAAAAGCGGACUUGGCCUGCCGGUUACCUGACCUGGAGCAGGAACACUCUGACAAUGACAACCUGGACUCCUCAUCUUCAAUGAGCACAGAGAGCCUGGAGGAUCGUCUCAGAAGCCUGGAUUCAGAAGUAAAGUUGACCACGCACACAAAAACCCAGGAAACCAACAGCCUCCCGAAGCAUCCUGACCUGGUACAGAGGGUCAGAAGUCUGAUGGCUCAGUCGAAGGAUGAACAGGAAGAGGUUACAAUGGGACAAAGACAAGGUGUGACUCAACCCAGAUGCUCCCUGCCAUGUCAAGACAAUUCCUUCUCAGCAGACAAGGCCCAGGCUAGCAGCAAGACUCUCAGAGGGAGCUUUGACGACCUGGACAUCCCUUACAUUGAUGAAGAUGAGGAAUCAUCCUGAGUCGUGAUGAUCAAAACAUUCUGAACAUUCUUUUCACAGAAGAUAUGUCAAAGAGAUAGAAGACCUCUGCACUUUGAUUUAUAGACAUUUCCAACUUGUUGAUGCUGCUAUGAAAACAAAGUACUCUAAAAUGCAUUUGUUUGUUAUUGAUAAAUUGUAUAGAGACCAUUCCACAGACCAAAGCAGGAAAUGUCUGCUGCAAUUAUUCAUGUGUCUGUGAAUAACUCAAUGAUGUUUCUGAAAAUAAUUCCCAGUUGUUUUAUGCACAUUUUAGAGAAUAUCUGUUUUGUUUUGUUUUUUGACAUUCCUGUGAAGCCAUAUGCCAUUUAGCAUAUCAGCAUAUCAUAUCAUAGAAGGAUCACUUCUUCUGAUAAGGUUCAUAAUCAGAAUGCGAUGAGGAUGGUACAUCGGCAACAAGUGUACUGGACAUUGAAUGACUUAAUUGUAUAGAUUUAGUAACAUGCCAUUGAUCAAUUAUUACAGAGUGAUAUUUGUCUUUAUACUCACUGCUCUUGUUCUUGUUCACUGUGACAAGAAACUUAGUGACUGAAAGCCUCUCUCUCUUUAUCUCUGUCUCUCACUCUCUUCCUCUUGCUUCUCUCUGUAAAUUUGUGAGGCUGUGCAGUUUAAGUUGGUGAACAUUUUUCCCUGCCUGAAUGGUUGUUUUUUUCUAGGUAUGUACAUUUUGUUGUGGGGAUAAACAUUUAUUUUGGUGGAUGUUUUCUAUUUUUUAAAUAUUGCUGCCAAGUGGAUUGUCAUGUAUAUGGAAUGGAAGUGCACAAAGAAAUGUGAUGUUUAUUCUCUUUCUAUGUAACUGAAAAUAUUUUUAGCUAAUUUACUACAACAUAACAAUAUGGCACCAUGGUUAUAUAUUUGAUUAUAUUAUUAUUAUUAUAUAUUUUCUGAUGCUGAGCUGUACAGCAACAUUGUGAUUUCAUUUAAAAAUAAAAAUGUUAAAGCAUUUUUAGUUGCUCAUAAUUAAAUAACACUCAAUUGUUCGUUAUUGGGGACAACUCUUUAUGACAUUUUAGCUUUCUCUUAAUUUCUUUUCCCCAUAUAAUUCUGAGUACCGCUUCAUGUCAUGGAAACCUCUUACCCACACACCUCCAAAACAAGAUAAUAAUGACCUCAUCAGGACACAUGUUUACCAUUGAAGCUAAAAUACGUGAAAAACAGAGUAGUGUGUUUUUUUA
Messenger RNA from Cynoglossus semilaevis (tongue sole), 7073 nucleotides. RefSeq names its product myosin IXb. Lineage: Eukaryota; Metazoa; Chordata; Actinopteri; Pleuronectiformes; Cynoglossidae. Gene Ontology annotation, molecular function: actin filament binding; ATP binding; microfilament motor activity. The transcript is spliced from 40 exons. The record is from RefSeq and is a predicted model, not a curated record. The coding region runs from base 403 to 5880 and encodes 1825 amino acids. Gene Ontology annotation, cellular component: myosin complex; ruffle; actin filament. Gene Ontology annotation, biological process: intracellular signal transduction; actin filament-based movement; lamellipodium morphogenesis.